Papilio xuthus (Asian swallowtail) is the source of this 1036-nucleotide messenger RNA. RefSeq names its product chymotrypsinogen A. Bases 29 to 1036 code for a protein of 335 amino acids. The transcript has a single exon. Gene Ontology annotation, biological process: proteolysis. The record is from RefSeq and is a predicted model, not a curated record. Gene Ontology annotation, molecular function: serine-type endopeptidase activity. NCBI's taxonomy places the organism in Eukaryota, Metazoa, Arthropoda, Insecta, Lepidoptera, Papilionidae.
UUUCGUCUUUGGUUCUAAUCAAAUUUUAAUGAAAAUCCAAUUAAUAUUGUUCACAAUAAUCACUGUAGCAUCAUGUGUCAGAGAUAAGCGACUGAUCACAAGAUUCCUGCAGCCGAGCUAUGGAGUCCAGCCUGUCAUAGUCAACGGAGACCCGGCGACUGUCGGUCAAAUACCGUACUUUGUAUCCAUCAAAGAAGUGCUACGUUGGUACAAGAAAAAUAGCGCAUUAUGGAAAAGUUUCUGUGGUGGAACUAUUAUAGCUAUCAACAAAGUAUUGACUGCGGCACAUUGUUUUGAAGUUAACGAUUAUAAAUAUUAUCAAAGGCCGCAUCUUUUACGUGUAGUCGCUGGCAGUAUACGAAAUUACAUGAUACACUCUGGAGAAGAAGUCACAGAAAACAGCAAUCAAUGGCGUAAAAUACAAAAAAUUGUUAUACACGCAUCAUUCAAUUUUCCAGCAAACGAUAUAGCUUUAGUUUUUGUUAAUAAUUUCACUUACACAUCUUUUGUUACUUACGCUAUACCAGCGAAAGCUGAUAUGGAUUAUGCUAGAAGAUGUAUGGCCGCGGGGUUCGGAAAGACUGGUCAAGAUAUGUCCAAUCAAGCGUCUCAUGUAUUAUUAGUUGCUAAAAUUGAAUUACUAUCAAAAUAUUUGUGUUCGAACCGUUGGUUGUCUGAUAUGGAUAAGUUUAUAUGUUCCGAUGCGGAGUCGGCAGAUGUCGCUAGAGGGGACUCCGGAGGGCCUCUUGUAUGCAAAGGGACUUUGGACCCUGCGGAGAGAUCUGGGAGGGACCUUCUAGUUGGGAUUGUCAGUGGUAAAGACGUGGAUAGAACUACUAUAUACACCCGCGUAUCUGCUUACAAGGAUUGGAUAGAAAGAGGCAAAAGUCAGCGAAUAAAAACCAAUAUUUUUGUUAUAAUUAUAUGUUUUCUUACAUUAUAUGUAUCGUUUUUGUUUCUAAAUCCUAUCAAGAAUCAUCAUCAGCUCACUAUUCGUCUCCACUUAGGGGCUCGGAGCUUACCCCAAGUUAAUUAA